This is a messenger RNA of Adineta ricciae, 3879 nucleotides long. NCBI's taxonomy places the organism in Eukaryota, Metazoa, Rotifera, Eurotatoria, Adinetida, Adinetidae. The record is from the annotation of a GenBank genome assembly.
AUGGCUUCGUUAAUUAAAAAUCAGAUUAUUAAGCGAUUAUCAAAAUUUGUGAAAAAUCUUUCAACGAAUCAGAUCCAUUUAAGUGCACUGAAAGGGGAAGGUGAACUCUCAUCGAUUGAUUUAGAUGAGCAAGCUCUAGAAGAUGUUAUUGAACUACCGACAUGGUUGAAAAUUCAAAAAGCAACGUGUGGUCGAGUUUUCAUAAAAAUUCCUUGGACAAGUCUGAAAACAUCACCGAUCCAAUUAACAUUGGAUGAUGUGACCAUCGAAAUUGAAACAUGUGAACAACUUCGUGAUUUACAGAAAACAACCGAUCCAACAAAUACCAAUGAUCCUUUGUUGGGGAAAUACGGUUUUACUAAUCGUGUGAUUGAUGGGAUUUCAUUAACAAUCUCCAAUUUAACAUUUGCCAUUAAAGCUCAAGGCUUCAAAGCCUCGAUAUUUCUACCAACUCUCGAUAUUUACAGCGUAACACCAUAUGGAAAACGAGCUGAUUCGUUGAAUUUCACUCGUCUUCGCAAUUCUGCUAAAGAUCAUAUUCUUCUUUUUAAAGAAAUUUCUUGGCAAAAUGCACGUAUUGAAGCAUCAGCGAAUGACAGCAAUACGGCAGCUGCGGCGAUACGUUUGAUCGCCAAUGCAUGUCGAAUAAGAAUAUCCAUGAAAAAGAAUCUUCAAGAUAGUACAAUGGUAACAUCGAGAGUGAUGGUUCAUUUCGAUGAUCUUUUAUCGGUGGUAAACGAUGCGCAAUUGAAAUCAGCUCUGAAUACUUAUAAGGAAAUUACACAAUUAAUGAAACGUGCAUCAGAACAAAGAAAACAGAAAGCAGGAGAUAAAUUGAUGAAAUUGGAACAACAACAAACACCGUCAACAUUCCAACCGAAAGCGCCAAGUACAGGUCUUAAUGAUCCAGUAAACCUGUCAAAUUCUGCGAACAAUCAGUCGAAAUCGAAUGAUCCUUUCGAACAUUACGAUGUGGUAGAAACAUCAUUACACUUCAAUGUUAAACGAUUAGAUUUACAUAUUAUUGCUGAUUCAGAUGUUCUCAGCGAUCGAAUCGCCGAAAGCGGUGCACUGCAGAUGACAAUUGCCAAUCUAUCAAUCGAUCAUUAUCCAUAUCACGAAGCAGGUUCGACGAAAAAACAUUGGAUAAAGUACAGUGAAUUAUUAGCACUGAAUCGCGAGGAAUGGAUUCAACAAUUACGAGAAGAAUGGAAUGAUCAAUUGAAUUCAGCAAAGAGUGAUUCAGCCAAUGAUGAAAUGUCCAUGAAAUUAGAAAAAGCUCUUCGGACAAAUCGUAUUCGUUUAUUCGAAUCGUGUACUGUUUUGAAUAUUGAUGAUUUGGUCUUCUAUCCUGUUUCAUUGAAUAAUACUAAAGAGCCAAAACGUCGUCGACCAUUAAUCACGUCUGAUCGAACACAAUACCAAUUGCCGGAAUUUCUCGGUGUGAUUAAUAUUCAACACACUGAAUAUUAUUAUCCACUACCUUACUCAUUUCCUGUUCCAAAUAGUGAUUUAUAUAUUCAAAUAAUGCCCAUUGUCAUGCGCGUUGAUUUCGCAACAUCGAGUUGGCUCGAUGCGUUUGUUUCAUCAUUAUCAAUGACUAUUGAUAAUUCCGGUGUGUUGAAGACUGAUGGUCCAAGUUUUGAUUUUGAACAUGUCGCUAUCAAACUAGAUGCUAUGUUACCACGAAUUGUUGUUAGUUCAGAUAUAUUUGCUGGUGCUUAUAGGUUAAAUGAGACUAAACAUAAAGAUAAUCCGGAGCCGGAUUUGUUAGAACGCAAAGAAGUAUCUAAACAGGAAAAACUGGAAAUACUUGAAAUGAAUAUUUCCAAAGUGCUAAUUACGAAUUGUCGAACAGGAUCAUCAAGCAAUCGAGCGAAGCUGGAAAAACAUAUUGACUUAUUUAAAAAUACGAACUUUUUUCAACAGAAUCAAUGGCCAUUAUCAAACAAUCGAUCGAAUUCGUCACGAAUCAGUCCAUUAUUUGAAAAACAUCCGUACGAAACUUAUUUGUUCAAUAAUCCAUUAACGAAAAAAUAUGGUCGAACGCUGCCUGAACCACCAACAGCGAAUGGAGCGCUUCAUUCAUAUUACUCGAUGACAACAGAUUCGUUGAAGAAGUCUGCAAAAUACGAUAUUUGGCACUUCAAUGCCGAAAGUAUUUACAUGGACUUCACACCGGCCUCACCAUCGGAAUCUGUUCGAUUAGCGAAACAAAACAUGACAGAUACAUUUUCAAUCUCAGGUUGGGCUGUUCUCGACGAAAAACAGAAUGGAGAUUCAGCGCCAUCACCAUGGGCUAGUAUUCUCAGUAUUCUCGAAACACCAUCCGUACUAAAACUAUCUCAAAAACAAUACACAUUUCUCAUGCACCUAAUCGAUGAGUUUGGUCUGUUUCUCGAUGUUCUUGAUCGAAACAAAAAACAAAGUCGUUUACUCAAAGAAAAGUCUUCAUCCAUCCAAAUUCCUGCCAAUGAUUUCAAAUUCACCGUUUGUUUUCUAUCACCAGCAACAUUUACUCUCGCUGUUAUUGAUGGUCUUGAAGAUGCAAUGAUUAAUCUUUCCGUGCCACCGCCUCCACCUGCGUUGCCAGACGCCGAACAUGAACCAGCAAUGCGUGAUACAUCCGAUGCAAACGUUGUCGUCGAUUUAGUCACAACAUCAGCACCAAUCGUCGCUAGUACAGCAAAAAUCGAACCACCUUCACCAUCGAAGGUUAGCAUCGAUGGUACUUUGAUCAACAAUGCUAAUCCAACGGAAAAUUUAAACAAAGGUUUUAAUCUUUUGACGCAAAAGAAGACAAAAAUCGAAGAAAAUAUUCAACGUGGAUUAGACACUGCAUCGCGAGGUUCGCGUAAUUCAUCUCAAGCAUCAUUAACAAAUAUGAAUGACAGUGGUGACGAUUCAGCGGCUCAAUGGGAUCAAAUGGGUGAAGAUUUGGAUGUGGAUCUCGAUCCGAGUUUAUUGACGAAUGAACUAGAACAAUCACAACAACAAGAAAAACCAGCACGAAUUGAACUCGAUGAUGAUAGUCUUAGUUUAACUGGAAAACCGAAUGGAAGCGGUGUUGUUAUCGGAACGAAUGCAUUGGAAUCGGUAAAUGGAGUAUUCAUUAAAGUCAACCAAAUCAAAGUUUGUGUGACUGAAGACGAAGAAACAGUGGAGAAGUCAAUGUAUAUUGCUUGCAAUGUGAAGCAUCUACGUAUUGAUGAGUUUCGUUCAUUGAAAUUCGAUGCAAUUAAACCGAAACUAUUCGAUAAUGAACGUCCUGAUGAGCUAAAUGAAGCAAAUGUUUCACCGGUGAACGUCCGCAUCGACUUUCCCAAGGGUGAAUCACCACCGAUAGUUACCGUUAAAAUUGAAGAUCGUGUUCUUGGCUUUGCUACUCAUGCUCUAGACGUUAUCAUCGAAAAUCUCGAAGAAAUUCAUACAAACGAAGAGAAGCGUUUUCGCAAAGAUCACGAAAGAAAAUUUGUUCCUAUUGAUAUUUAUUUGAAGAACGUACAAUUAGCACUGACGUUAGCUCAUGAAUUUUCGACAACCGACGCUGUUGUUGAAAUCAAGCCGCCGAUGAAAGUUCAUAUCGACCGUAUGCAUGUUCUCAGACGAAUCGAUGGCGAAGUGAUGAUUCAAACAUUGAUGGGCCAAAACUCACCGGAUUCAACAAAUGUUAAUGAUGAUGUUCAAGAGAAGUUAAACCAAGCUGAAGCAAUUCGACUGGAAAACGAACGACUUCGGUCAGAGUUGAGUGCACAAAAGAAAGAAAUCGCUGUUUUACGAGGCGAACGUGAUAAUCUAAUGAAUACAAUUUCCAAACUCGAUAUUGAAUUAACUCAAGCUGAGAAUUUUCGUAUGGCUCAACAAAUAAGCAAAAAAUAA